This is a messenger RNA of Cylindrotheca closterium, 717 nucleotides long. Lineage: Eukaryota; Bacillariophyta; Bacillariophyceae; Bacillariales; Bacillariaceae. The record is from the annotation of a GenBank genome assembly.
AUGGGUCCUACGUCUUUGCCAAGUGUGACUCCCACUACGAGCCCAUCGCGUUCACCAACAAAUGUUCCAAGCUCCGAACCAACAAUCACAAGCUUUCAUUGGGUUGCCUGCGGUCGUCGAGGUCUCUGUUCUGGUUUGCCUGCUACACUGCAAAACUCAAACUAUGAAAGGAUUGGAGGGACUGGCAGUGAGAUUGCCAUUCGUUGUUGUUCAGAUACCAGUUUGCCGGGAUUCAGCAAGCAGGCUAGCUCAUGCCCAUACGCUGAGUCUUUCCUUGGCGGGGUUUGUUACAAUAGUGUGUCUCAUCACGAAGCCGUCGAUUUAUGCUCGGGAUUAGGGGCGAGGCUUUGCACGCAAGCUGAAUUAGAUGGCAACUGCGCAAGAGGCUACGCAGUUCUUGUUUUCGCCUAUGUUUCCGCAAGCUCCCCAUCGAAGAUAGUCAAUGAGUCGGGUUCUCUUCAUUUCGCUCCUGCCAAUCGUGAAUGCGCUAGAGGAGCCUAUUUUCGUUACAAUUUUGGGAACAGCGGUGGUCAUAUACAGUACGAUAUUACGUACGCCCUCUUUCCUUGGCCCUCUUCUACAAUCUUAAUGAAGACUGAUCAAUGUUUACCACAUACUCUUCUGUGGAUGGACAACAAAGGAAUACUAGCGUAUUUUCUCAAGCGUGUACGGGCAAUCCUUGGAAACAAGAGGCAAAUGAUCCAAAAUGUAUUGUAA